UUAUUGUUUUUUUUUUUCUCUUGAACCAGAAACAGAACCACACCCAUACACGCAAGCAAAACAAGAAAAGAAUACAACUAAAACAAAGAAAAAAAAAAGAGGACACAAAAAACCAAGAAAAACCUCACCCUCCCGAGUCACCUCACCCCCCUCCUCUUCUCCGCCCCGCUCCGCCCCGCCUGCCUCCCGCCAUGUCGGAAAGACCAGAAGACGCGCUCUAUGUCUCGUCGCCGUCGUCGUCGGACUCGUCGUCGUUCCCGUCCUCGCCAGGAGAGGACACAAGCAAGGACGCCAUGCUAAUCGAGCCGACAACAGCCUCGUUGGCAACGCCCGCAUGCGCUUCCACGGCAGAAGACGCCGCCACUGCUGCCUCCGACGCUUCGGGCGCUACGGACGCAAUGGCUGUAGUUGCAGCCGGCGACAGCCACACGACGGCCUUCACUGCGCGCGUCAAAACGCACAGCAAGGCGUCCGAGUACGAGGGCGUCUCCAGACACAACCCUGGAGAUAUCACCUACAACUCAGCCGCCGCCAAGACCUCCGACGAGGGCGCGAUUUUCUCAAAGGACCAGUUUGGCUCGUACUAUGCCGUCAAGCCUUGCAAGGUGCUCGUCGUCGAAGACCACGAAAUCAUGCAGCUCCUUGUCAAAACCUGGCUUGCAAGGCUCAACAUUGAGGCCAAGUACGCAGACGACGGCCUGCAGGCUGUGAAAUUGGCUGAAGAGCACACGUUUGAUGUCAUUUUCAUGGACCUCGUCAUGCCCGUCAUGGAUGGUAUUCAGGCCUCCAAGAUUAUUCGAACAAGCAAGACCAGCCGGAAUACUCGCACUCCGAUUGUCGCCUUCUCGGCACUCGCGCUGCCUUCUGACUUGGCCAUCAACGACUUUAUGAACAAGCCAUUCGGAUGGGGCGAUAUUGCGGCUGCCAUCGACAAGUGGGGACGCCACCGCCUCUCGUUUGUCAUUGAUGGCCCUGUGGAUCUGAACAAGUAUCCAAUGGGUGCCUACUCUUCGUCGCCCCCCGCCAGCUCGUCAACACCUGCUGUCUCGGAUGUCACUGCGAUGGAUGCAUCGUCGCAAAGCGUCCCGUCCCAAGGGCUUGUGUCCGCCCAGCCCUCCUCCUCCUCCUCUUCGCAGUCCAAGAUUGUUUCCAAGGCCGAGAAAGUGGCGUCCAUCGACAUUUUUGACGAUGUUCGCAACCUCGUUUCCGCUUUCCAUCUCUUCCGAGACUCGUCCUCGUCGCACAACGCAAACCGGCCACUGACACCGUCGUCGUCGGAAGUCUCUGCACUUCGUCCAAGACAUGCCUUGACCAACCCUUACGAGUCGUGCACGGCUCUGGUGGUGGAAGACGACGAAAUCACCCGACAAGUCUUGCGGGAUCAGCUGCUCCAAUUCAAGCGCGAGGUCCAUACCGCCGCGGAUGGCGAGGAGGCUGUUCAAAUGUGCAAGGAGCAUUUGUACGAUCUCAUUCUCGUGGACAUUGAGCUCCCCAAAAUCAACGGCUACGAGGCCAUCUGCAAGAUUCGCCAAGACGGAUCUCUCAACCGCCUGUCGUCAGUCAUUGCAUUCACGUCGCAGUACGAGGACAACCAUCAGUUCUUCCGGGAGCUGGGCAUUGCAAACCUGCGGUCCAAGCCUGAAAAAAAGUACAUUACCUCGAUGGAAGAGGUGGAAUCUGUCGAUUCAGAGCCUCCUGCUGGCGAUGAGCCCGACGACAGCUUGCCUGAUGGAGGGCAUGACGGCGCCGCGAGCACGGCUUCGGGUGCUCCCGAAAUUGCCGCACCGGGUGCCACCGACCCCGCCGCUGAAUUUGCACUCCCAGCCAACGCGAAGGCCAAGCGCGUACCUAAAGAGGAUGCUGUAAAGAUUCCCAAACGCAAAGGCCGUCCGCCAAAAUACCCCCGUCCUGCGGACGGCGCACUCGGCUCUGCAACGCAACGGCCCCAAUUGGACGCCUUGGGUGCUAUUCUUCUACCCACCGACAGCGAGGCUGCUGCUGUUCGUGGCGCGACGACCGCCGGACCCACACGCGAUUUUGCCGCGAUUUCUCUGCCUGCCGUGCGUUCGCCUUCGCCCAGUGCGCCCUUGUUGGCUGUUGCACCACCUUCGUCCACAUCCGUACUGACACCUCAACAGGUUGCUCAAAUACGUCGCCACGACGCCAAACCAGUGUCGCCCAUUGUUGCGGCGGUCACCAACAACAACAAUAGCAGCGCACUCGGAUUGAGCCCCAACGUAGAUUUGAGCAACAGGAAACGACGCGCCCCUGCGGGCGCUAACACCGAGUUUUUCGCCCUGCCCAACAAGCGCUUUGCUCUCGAAUCCGACCGAUCGGCCGACUCGACGUCAAGCACCCCGUCAGCCAUUCUCUCCAGUUCGACCUCUUCGUCCAUGCCGGUCCCUGGAGCCGAGUAUGACGUGACUGUGGGGCGACAUAUCCCAUCACCCGCUGUACCCAUGAACACGUCCAUGCAUGCCACUCCGGUUUCAGCCUCAGUGACACCAGUCCUCGACACUGCGUUGGCGAUGGCUUCACACGCGGCCUCGGCAUCCAUUCCUGCACUCUCCCACGCCUCCAGCUUGCCAGGGUAUGUGCCGUUCAGCAGCUACCCCGGCAUGAACAUUCCGCCGGCGCAGCUUGCACCCCCACCACCUCCUCCUCCAGUCUACUCGAACACACCAGCGAUGCAGUACCCCCCUCACAUUCCACCUUACGGGCCGGCGGCGUUUGGAGCUCCGCUGGGCGGCCUCGUCGGUCCGCAACAGGCGAGCCAAGCCAUGUACGCACGAUCGCUUCCGUACCCCGCGCCGGGCUUGUUCUCUCGCUUCCCUCAGCCCGAUCCGUCCGAAGCUCUGCGGCAAGCCCACCUGGCAGCCGCAACUGCGUUGAUGAACAAUAACAACACGUGGCCAGCAAAUGGUGGUUCGCACAUGCCUCUGCCCCCGCCGCCUCCCCUGCAUCCCCACGCAAUGUCGCACUCUUUGUCGUUUCCCACGGCCCCCUCGCAGCCAGGCUCGCAAUCACACACACCUCUCCCGCUCCCACAGCCGACGAUGCACUAUCCUCUUGCUCAGCAUCCUUCUGCGCCAGUGACGAAGGCAGCAGCAGCAGCAGCACCACCACCACCGCCAGUCCAUUCGCUGGCACCACAGGUUCAGCAGCCCGCAUCGGGUCCGGUCCUGCCUCCGUCCAAAGCCACCGCAGCGGCGGCGACAGCACCCUCAGCAGCAGUAGUAGCAGCUAUGGCCGUAGCAACAGCAGGAGCAGCAGCAACAACAGCGUCGUUGCAAAAAUCUCAACAGGAAAGAGAGGACAAUAGUCCAAGGUCGGUCGACUCUGAUACGAAUUCGAGGCCCGAGCCUGGUGCGCCAAUCUACCACUCUGUCGUUUUUAAAGGCAGGAACGACCCUCCAACGCCACCACCACCCGUUGUUACAGACAAAGUUGUCGCAAUGGCGCAGGAGUUGGUUCAGAGCAACCGGUCUCGGCUCGAUCCUGAAGAUGCCAUCACGUAUCCGGUGGCCAUGUUUGCCAAGAACCGCAUGCGGCAACCGGACACGCCAAAGUCCGUCACAUUCCAAAGCAGCCGCGAAACGCACAAUGCCAAAGAGCAAUUCCGUCGCAAGGAAAUGAGUGAUUGCGUCGAGGACUUGCGCAAGAUUGUGCCUGGAUGCCACCCGCGCGCCGACAAGGCAAACGCCCUCAAGCAAGCCGUCCAUUUCCUUCUUGAUGCCGUUCUUGUCUUGCAGGCCAAUCCCGAGGUGGCUGCCCAACUCCCGCUGCCAUUGCGUGUCAUUCCCAACAAUCUCAACGUGUUCCAGCUGGAGCCUGCAUGUGCCGAUGCUCCAGCGGAGGUGGAACGGCUCCCGCCGAUCCGUCGUCGUCGCGCCAAAACCGACGGCGAUGACGAUUCGUCCUGAGAGCGCUCGACUAGGGUGUCUUUUUGAUUUUCUUUGAUGUGCAUGUCUUUGUAUUCUUUCUUUCUCAUCUCUCUCACCCCCCUCCCCGCCCCUUCGCCACCCUCCCGAUAGUCUGAACUUUCCUCAUCAUCCAUCGUUUUUUUUCUUCUUGUUCUUUUCCACUUCGUUUCGCCUGCUGGUCCAGAGUCUGUUACAUUUUAUUAAAACUACCUUCUUGUUGCC
Capsaspora owczarzaki ATCC 30864 is the source of this 4145-nucleotide messenger RNA. RefSeq lists its product as hypothetical. The record is from RefSeq and is a predicted model, not a curated record. Lineage: Eukaryota; Filasterea; Ministeriida; Capsasporidae. The coding region runs from base 192 to 3923 and encodes 1243 amino acids. Gene Ontology annotation, biological process: phosphorelay signal transduction system. Gene Ontology annotation, molecular function: protein dimerization activity. The transcript has 5 exons.